AUGCAGCUCUCGCAAAGUCGGGCGCUCUACAACAGCCUCAAGGAUGACGAUGCCCAGCCUGUUGUUGCGGAUGAGCAUAUCCAGAACCUUGCGGCCCUAUUUGUCCGCCACCACGCUGAGAAGAUUUUCGGCAUUCACCUCAUUCACGGCCACUUCCAAAUCCCGGAAGGUACCGUCAUGGUCGGAACCAACUUCCAGAACCCCGACAUGCGCUGGGCCAAAAUCACAGACUUCAACAAGCUCGAAGGCGGCUUCCGUGCCUACCAGUUUCAGGACGGGCCUCUGCCUGACCUCACCAACGUCGAGCAGGACUUCCUUGUGGAGUUCUCUCGUUACAUUACGGCCAAAAACCUUGUCGGGCUCAUUGGUCUUCAAGUCCUCGGAAAUGGAGCCGGCAACAAUUACGGCAUGUCCGAGCUCAUUCUGGACCAAGGGACCAUCAUGCUGGACACUUCUUUCGUCAAGAACUGUCAGCCGACCCGUAUUACUGGCUGGACGUUCGAGUCGUUCGAUGGCAGUCCCCGCGUUUGCCAGAGCAACGAAACACAUUCAAAAAUGACAAGUGGGAAUCACAAGGUUUUCAAUGCAGGCAAGCCUCUGCCCAAGCUGUAG
Diaporthe citri is the source of this 612-nucleotide messenger RNA. RefSeq lists its product as uncharacterized. The transcript is spliced from 4 exons. Lineage: Eukaryota; Fungi; Ascomycota; Sordariomycetes; Diaporthales; Diaporthaceae. The record is from RefSeq and is a predicted model, not a curated record. Bases 1 to 612 code for a protein of 203 amino acids.